Messenger RNA from Carica papaya (papaya), 535 nucleotides. NCBI's taxonomy places the organism in Eukaryota, Viridiplantae, Streptophyta, Magnoliopsida, Brassicales, Caricaceae. The record is from RefSeq and is a predicted model, not a curated record.
UCUUUCAGGCAGCAAGAUGUUAGAGCAACAGAGAUUGACAAAGUGGAUAUGCAUCUGUCAUUUCGUCCGGGUGACAUUGUCAGAGCUGUAGUGUUGUCUCUUGGAGAUGCACGGGCUUAUUAUCUAUCAACUGCAAAGAAUGAACUGGGGGUUGUCUCUGCAGAAAGUGCGGCAGGUGCAACGAUGGUUCCUAUAAGUUGGACAGAGAUGCAGUGUCCACUGUCAGGGCAAAUUGAGCAAAGAAAAGUUGCAAAGGUUGGAGCUUGACAAAAGAAACAAGCUAAGUUGUGGAAGAUUACCUCCAGACUUUUUCACCUGAAGGUGUAACCAUAAAUCUUUUAGGCUGAGAAGAAACUGAAAGGAUUUUUGUUUGGUAGGACCAUCACGAGUAUCUUCGAACACGAGAAAUUUGUAUACUUAUUUCUUUUGUAGGAUUAAACAUAGAAACUAUAAAGAGAAAGGGAGGGUGGGGGAGUUGAAACUCAGGCAAAGAUUGAAUUAUCUUCAUUCAUAUUGUUCUUAGUUACAUGACAUA